AUGGAAAAGUUCUCUCAAUUUCGAGAUCGAGGCUCCGGCAUUGCACCCUUCCUCCCCAUCCCCACGCCACGAUCGGGCUAUGCUCUGCCACUUCACAUAUUUCUAUUCUGCUUUCGCCUCCCACUACUCAUAUUCGUGUGUCUGAGCUACUUCGCCGUCCUACAAUGGCUCCCGAUCGGUUUGCUAGGAAAGAAGGCGUCGUUAUGGUGUAUACUUGGUGUUCCUAGUCUCUGGUGGAUUGAUCUCCAGGUUGAUGGCGUGAAGAGAGGACGCCUUGCCAGCCAACGAGCCCGCCUUCCCAUAUCCAAAUGCAUCAUCGCCUCUUCCUUCACCUCUCCCAUCGACCCAGUCUAUCUCGCUGCCGUCUUUGACCCCAUCUUUACCGCAUCGUAUCCCAACACGCGCAAAGUCGAGCGCCUAUCACUCCUACAGGCCAUUCUGCGAUCGUUCUCGUACCCUCUAGUCAACCCACCGUCAGACACACAGCUUGUCGAGCUUUCCGAGCUUCUCGAGAAGGCUCAAUCUCGACCCAUCGUCGUAUUCGCUGAAUGUACAACGACAAAUGGCCGGGGUAUCCUUCCCCUCAGCAGGUCUCUCGUAUCCGUACCACCGCGCACCAAGAUCUACCCGGUCAGCCUGCGCUAUACCGAGGCGGAUGUAACUACACCGGUACCUGGCACAUACAUCACAUUCCUCUGGAAUUUGCUCAGUAAACCGACACAUUUUAUCCGUGUGCGCGUUGCCGAAUAUGUUACGACUUCAUCUAACAAUUUGUCACCGUCGUCACAAGCCCAAAGCACAGGCACGGAUUUCUUUGAGGACGAUGAACCCACCUCCUUCUUCGAGGAAUACGCUGGCUCGAACGACGACUCUGAGUUGACGAAGAGCGAAAUCGCUGUGCUAGACUACGUUGGCGAGUCAUUGGCUCGUUUGGGCAGGGUUAAAAGGGUUGGGCUAGGGGUAAAGGAGAAGCAAGAUUUUGUGGAUAUCUGGACGAGGAAUAAGCAACACCGAUGA
Molecule: messenger RNA, 1017 nt
Organism: Talaromyces marneffei
Lineage: Eukaryota; Fungi; Ascomycota; Eurotiomycetes; Eurotiales; Trichocomaceae
Exons: 3
Coding region: 1-1017 (338 amino acids)
Molecular function (GO): acyltransferase activity
Source: RefSeq, a predicted model, not a curated record